ACGUCCUUCAGGUCUUGCAUGUGCGUCCUCACCAGCAUGUCCCGCAGAAGCAGGACGUCCGAGUGGGCCGGACUCUCCGCUGGAAGGCGCGCGGGAAGCGGCGCGUGUUCGGGCGCCCCGCCGCCGGCCCGCGGCUCUUCUCCCUCUCCGCCGCGGGCGCCGCCCCACCAUCCGCUGUGCCCGCCCCACGUCAAAGCGGACGCGGCUAACCUCAAAUGGGGCCAAUCGCAGCCGCCUCCGAUUCACCUUCACUACCCGCCCCCCGUGAGCGGCGACGGAGCGACCCCGCGCCCCGCCCCGGUGUCCCACCAGGCUCCGCCCGUGUCCCACCUCAGGACCAACGGCCUCAUGCUGGAUGACAUGAGAGGAGGGGCCAACGCCAAGAGGAGGCCUGGAGGGGCGGGCACCAGGGAGGUCCACAACAAGCUGGAGCAGAACAGGUGAGUUGCGCUGCGGACGGCUGUCGACUUCUCUUCUUCUCUUCCAA
Messenger RNA from Hippocampus comes (tiger tail seahorse), 487 nucleotides. Its product is annotated as max-binding protein MNT-like. Lineage: Eukaryota; Metazoa; Chordata; Actinopteri; Syngnathiformes; Syngnathidae. The coding region runs from base 19 to 444 and encodes 141 amino acids. The record is from RefSeq and is a predicted model, not a curated record. The transcript is spliced from 2 exons.